This is a messenger RNA of Ixodes scapularis (black-legged tick), 1394 nucleotides long. Its product is annotated as alpha-L-fucosidase. NCBI's taxonomy places the organism in Eukaryota, Metazoa, Arthropoda, Arachnida, Ixodida, Ixodidae. The record is from RefSeq and is a predicted model, not a curated record. Bases 136 to 933 code for a protein of 265 amino acids. Gene Ontology annotation, biological process: glycoside catabolic process; fucose metabolic process. Gene Ontology annotation, cellular component: lysosome. The transcript has 6 exons. Gene Ontology annotation, molecular function: alpha-L-fucosidase activity.
CUGGCGAACGCCAUCCAGUCCAAGAACAAUCUCGUCUUCGGCUUAUAUUAUUCCUUAUUUGAGUGGUUCAAUCCUCUCUACCGGCUGGACAAGAGCAACAACUUUACGACGGAUUUCUUUGUGAAGACGAAAACGAUGCCGGAGUUGUUCGAUCUGGUCAAUCGAUAUAAGCCUGAGGUGGUUUGGUCAGACGGCUAUGCGGCGGGACCAGCGGACUACUGGAAAAGCCGGGAGUUCCUCGCCUGGCUCUACAAUGACAGCCCAGUUAAGGACACGGUGGUCACCAACGACCGCUGGGGCAACGAUUGCGUCUGCAAGCACGGGGGAUACUUCACCUGCGAUAAUCGCUACAACCCCGGCGUCCUCCAGCCGCACAAGUGGGAAAACUGCAUGACGGUCGACCAAAACUCCUGGGGCUAUCGAAGGAACGCCAGUCUCUCAGACUUUCUUACGACUAAGAAGCUCAUCGCUACGCUCGUUGAGACGAUAAGUUGCGGCGGCAACAUCCUCAUCAACAUCGGACCAACGCACGACGGCAGAAUCGCGCCCAUUUUCCAGGAGAGGUUGGCUCAGCUCGGCAGCUGGCUCAGGUUGAACGGAGAAGCCGUCUACGGUUCCAAAGCGUGGAAGUGCCAGAACGACAGCCUCGCCAAAAAUGUCUGGUAUACUCAAGGGCAGCUGGACGACGGCACCAAAGCGGUCUACGUCUUCGUCCUUGAGUGGCCGCGGGGAAGUGAGCUCCGCCUGGGAUCUCUGCAUAUCAACGCGGACACAGAGAUAACCAUGCUGGGAGUGGAGUCGCAGACUGUUACUGUUGUCUCGUCCAGCGAAACGGAGCUGCGUCUGAAACUGCCGGCCCUCACGCCUGACCUGUUGCCGUCGGCCUGGGCCUGGGUUCUUAGGGUGACGGGAACCGCCGAUUGUAACGCUUAAAGAGUGUUACUCGGACGUUUCAAUGGACCUUUUUACGUCAAAACGACACGAUGCGGUGAAAGCUUGAACUAAAGUCGGCGUUUAAAAGGGGAGUAGUGUUUAGUCGCCUGCCCCCUCUGGGACUGAUUUGUUCCCAUCUUGCUUACAACUGUCGAAGAUGAGGCAGGAGUGGUAGCACAACUUUCCUUCCGGACGCCGAUCCUAGUUCGAGUUUUGGCCGAUACGUGAGGAGGACCUCCACAUGCGCAAAACUCUACUUGUAGAAGGUCCAUACUCCUACUCGAGGUGCCAGGCUUAUGAUCUCAAGCGUGUCAGUACUUUUCUUUUUUUAUUACUCUCUCUCUCUCUCUUUCUCUCUUGGACACACUUUUUGGUAGAGCAGUACCAUAUAAGCCAGUGCUGAUGCUUGUGGGUAAUUUGCGAUAUGACGUGAAUCUUUGCAUAAAUGUCUUUGUGGAGAA